GGUAAUAGUAAUUUUGCAACAAUGUCAGAUGUCAUAUCAAAUGUAAAGCGUUACUUUUCUACUUUUCUAUGGUUCUAAGAAAAUUUAAGAAAUAAAAUCUUGACACAAUGAAGCACAAUGAUAGUUUUGUAAGUUGGCAAGCAGUGUGGUGGAUGUUUACAAUAAUUGGCCUACCAGUAGCUCUCCCUUGGAUAUUCUUUAAUUUUAUGAAUACUAUUUCAAUGAAGAAAAAAAAAGCAGCUCUCAAUGGAAAGGUUGUUUUGAUAACUGGUGCAAGCUCAGGCUUAGGUGAGGCAUUAGCUCGUGUAUUUUACAGCUAUGGUUGUAAACUAAUUUUGGUUGCAAGAAGAAAACCAGAAUUACAAAGAGUCAAGGACACAUUGUUAAGCACUCAUCAUACUGUUCCGACCCAUGUUCCUAUCAUUAUUUCCAUAGAUUUAGCUGAGAUUCAUUCAUUACCAUCUGAGGUAGCAAAAGUUCUGGAAAUUUAUGAAAAAGUAGAUGUUCUUAUCAAUAAUGCUGGUAUAUCGUACAGGGGUGAAAUCCUUGACACCAAAACCGAUAUCGACGUCAAAGUAAUGUUAAUUAACUAUUUUGGUCAAGUUGCUUUGACUAAAGCCGUUUUGCCGUCAAUGGUUAAACAAAAUUGCGGACACGUUGUCUGUAUAAGUAGUAUACAGGGAAAAAUAGCUAUUCCAUUUAGAUCAGCUUAUGCGGCCUCAAAACAUGCUCUGCAAGCUUGGUGUGACACUGCAAGAGCUGAACUUGACACAAAAAAAAUCAAAGUGACCGUUGUCAAUCCUGGUUACAUAAAAACUUCUUUAUCUUUAAAUGCAGUCACAGGAAGUGGUGAAAAAUACGGAAUUAUGGAUGAGACGACCGAGAAGGGCUAUCCACCUUCAGAAGUUGCGGAAAAAAUACUAAAUGCUGUUUUGAGAGGAGAUGAGGAAUUAACUAUUUGUAAUUUCUCACAAAGGGUUGCGAUCUUAAUAAGAGUAAUGUGGCCUUCAGCAUAUUUCUGGAUUAUGAAAUACCGCGCUAAGAAGUUAAGAAAAAAUAAGUGA
Messenger RNA from Copidosoma floridanum, 1064 nucleotides. Its product is annotated as dehydrogenase/reductase SDR family protein 7-like. The record is from RefSeq and is a predicted model, not a curated record. Gene Ontology annotation, cellular component: membrane. Gene Ontology annotation, molecular function: oxidoreductase activity. Lineage: Eukaryota; Metazoa; Arthropoda; Insecta; Hymenoptera; Encyrtidae.